Messenger RNA from Vicia faba (fava bean), 861 nucleotides. The record is from the annotation of a GenBank genome assembly. NCBI's taxonomy places the organism in Eukaryota, Viridiplantae, Streptophyta, Magnoliopsida, Fabales, Fabaceae.
AUGGAGAAUAUUGAUCAACUCCCUGUUUGGAAAUAUGAUCAUGCAAUGCAAGAUUAUGAUCCAUUUCUUCCUCCUUUUCCAUCAUCUUCAUAUGAUAAUAAUAAUAAUUUUCUGUACAGAGGAAACUCAAGUGAUGGUUAUAUUUCAAAAGAUUGGUCGUCACAUUAUGGAUUUCCCAUGCAAGAUACCUGUUUUGAUGCUAUCCCCAUCAAGGAAUAUUAUCAUCCUGAAUAUCAAUAUGAAACUUUUCCUAAUGAACUAUCAACUCAGAUAAGCAUACAAGAUUAUGGCUUUUGUGAUGCUAAAAAUGAGAUUUUAACAUGGAGUGAAAUUGAUGCUGGAUUAUAUUCGGAUGAAAAUGUGUUUUCUAUUAGCAACAAUGUUGUAGAAAAUAAUGCAACGGAAAAUGUGAAGGGUAAACGAUGUAGAGAAGAGAAUAAUAAUAGUGCAAGAAUGUUAACAAGGAAGAAUAUUUCUGAGUAUUUCUACAUGCCAAUAUCACAAGCUGCUAGAGAGCUUAAUGUUGGACUUACACAUUUGAAGAAAAGGUGUAGGGAUCUUGGAAUCCAAAGGUGGCCUCAUAGGAAACUAAUGAGUCUUCAAACCCUUAUUAAGAAUGUUCAAGAGCAGGGAAAUGAGAGUGAUGAAAAAAUAAUGAAUGCUGUGGAAAUAUUGAAGAAAGAAAUGAAGAUGGUAGAGGAAAAACCAGAUUUGCAACUCGAAGAAAAUACAAAAAGACUUAGACAAGCAUGUUUCAAGGCUAAUUACAAGAAGAGAAGAUUAAUGGUCAUGAGUUUAAUGGAUCAACAGCAUUCUUCUCUGAGUGAAAGUGAAAGUGUUAAUAAUUACAAAAUGGGAUAA